GGUCGCCGCACGAUAUCUCCAUCUAAAUAAAUGUUGUUCCGUCGAGUUAUGGUCACCAGGUUUAUUUUCAAUAUGCAUUAGUAAUAUUACAGACACCUGUUUGAAGUUGAUCGAUAAUAUUAUCAGAAUUUGUUGAUUGGAAAUAUUCGAAUAGCCUCAGGAUUUUUUUUAAUCUUUUAGAAUAAGCUAAAGGUACAGUGACAGCGGCCGAUGGUUUAGUGAGCAAGGGGGAUUGGGGAAGAAUUUUCGGAUUCUGGGCUGGGUUCAUGGAUAGAGGAAAUGUUUUGUUGGGAGGUCUUGAAAGUGAGGAGGAGUGAGGAGAAUUGGGGUAUAACCCAAUUAUUCGGCAUUAGGUCAAUGUAUUGGUGAGGAGUGCACAAUGAAUUAGGUGAUGGGGAAGACGAUGAAAUGUGCACGAUGCUCAUGGCUCGGUUUGGAAACUCUCCAAGCCCAGAGCACAAGCAUUUGUGUGCGAUCGUGCAAGCUAUGGUGGGAGAAUUGCAGGAACAGUCGUUGGAUCCCACUUCGACUGCCUAUUUUGCUGCCUCCAUAAGUUGUUUGAAUCGCCAGGCUGCGAGUGGAGCAACUCGGAACGAAGUUAUUACCACCGCAUUGUGUGCGUUUCUGGCUAUGGUACUGCAUGAAGUGCCUGCCUCGCUGCUGAGGUCGAAAAGUGAUGCAGCCCUGAAGCUUUUGGUAAGAUUACUGACGACGAACCCUUAGAGCGCCAGCAUUGCAAAAGCCGUGUUACCUGGUUUGGAGGUUGUGAUUUGUGGUGCUGAUACGUCGAUUGGAUUAUGGCUGCUUUCGCAUUCAAUUGCCUCUUCCAAUUCUGCAUUGAUCAACGCCUCAAGGUUCACAAGAGGGUGUAAUUGUGAAUGAUUGAGGUGCAAUCCAACCCUCAACGUAAUCUACCCCUAGAAACACUAAGUGAAAUUGUGUUGAAUCUCUUUGAGUAAUUCCUUGAUUCCGUCUCUAAAUGCGUGUCUGCGAAGAGUGAAAACUUGUCGAACUCUUCCAAAGGCUAUGUGGAGGUUUUACACAUGCUUGGUGCCUUAAAGCAAUUGCUACCGCUCUUCGCAGCCAAAUCCAUUUGCCGCACUCUCCCUUACUUGGCCCAACUUUACCAGCUCCGUCAACCCAUAGUUACACGAAGUGUUUUUUACAUGCUUCAAGUUCUAUGCAUGAAUUCCACUGUCGGUAUUCCAUCCGGAGCAUUAGAUGAGAUUUUAGAUCGGUCAGAGGUUCUCCCUGCUAGCGGGGGGAAGUGUAGGUCAGUGGACGAGAUUACCAUGGUUUCUCUGAUAUCGCAGUACGGUUUUGAGAAGCUCUGGAAGUCGGACAGGAGCUUGUGCAUUACAAUGCUUCUGGCUGCGCUUCAUUCUUGAACCGGGCUCUUGGGUUCCGAAGAAGAGGAGAUAGUGUUUGGUGCAGCUGAGAGUAUGCGUAACCUGAUUUGGAGUUGUAUUGACGAAGCCAUGCUCCAGCAAGGAGUUAACCAGUGCUAGUUGCACUGUGAGAGGCAGAAGCUGAAUGGGGAUUUGACACCGAUUGAAAGGAUAGGUGCGUCUGUACUGAGUUAUUUGGGAUACCAACACAGAAGUGCUUGGGACAUGUCCCUGUACGUUGUGUCUGCACUUUUUGGUAAUUUGGGAGAGUCUUCCGCUAUCUUGAUGGCAAGCACGGUGAAAGCGUUGGGCAAUCUUCAAAGUGUACCUGAUGAGGAUACGGCUUGCUGUAAGCAGCUGCACAGUGCACUCAGACCAAUGGUAUCUGCCGUGGAUUCGUUGAAGUUUUUGGCAAUACCUCCAUUGGAGAUGGAUAGGGAGAAACUCACAGAUUGUGGGCCUUGGCUUCUAUCUACACUAAAGCACCACAUAGUGUGACUUUCACCUUAUUUUUCCUUCAGUGUGCAACUAUCCAUCCGACACUGCCACGAGCUGUAGCCCUAUUGCGUAAAGAUGGGGAUCUGCUCACCGAAGGGCCAGAGUUGAGAGGCUUCGUAUGCUCCAGUUUAAAGAUUCUGGUGGCUCAGUAUAGAAAGGCUAGAGUAAACCACGACGGAAGUGAACAUUGGGGGCAAGAUCACUGAGGGUUCAGAGGACUUGAGCGUUGCCGAACAACGAGCCAGCUUGGUACACUCCCGAAGCUGCAGCCGUAAACUUAAAAGCCAUUGCUAGACACUCCCUCAAUUCCUUGCCUCUUCUGCUCAAUCUUUUCCUUGCAUCACCAGGGUCUCUGGAUAGCACCACAGGGAAGAGGAAAUGGAAUCACAGACAUAUUUUCUGAUGAUCACCCUGAAUAUGCUGCAAUCCGAGCUGGACGAAGCUCCGGACGUGGAGGUGGCAAAGACUCGAAAGACAGAUCAGGCAGCGGGCCAAGAAAAGCGAGGAAAGUGAACAACGUAAGCAAGAGGUGGUUUUACAUGGAAGAUGGGUACGUGAGCAUGAAGAGCAAAGCAGUGGGUGAUGUUAGGAAUUGGGGGACGCUAGAUUCGCUAGAUUUUUUACACAUACUCACCUCUGGAUCCCAAGAUUCUGAACAGGCAAGAGGCGAAGAGGAAUGCAGGAACAAACGGCAUGGGCAGCGUGGUGAAGUCGGCUAAGAAUAUGCAGGGCAGGAGCACUAAGGGAAAGUUUUAGCCACGAAACCUUCGAAAUUUAUGAGGCAGAAGACUAGCAAAGGUCAGAACUUAAUGUGCAGUCUAUUGAUGUAUGAGUGACAUGUGUAAAGCCCACAUCUUGAGAUAGGUUUUUUCAGUGGAUUUUGGCCUCAAAUCAGGAUUGACAGCUGAUGUUAUAUUCUUGUUGAGUUUAGUUUCAACUCCACAAAGACGUGGAGAAAGAUCCAUGUCAUUUAGCAGUUGAGUGAAUUGAAAUACUCAAUAUUCGUAGUUCAAAUUUUUUGCUCCGAGUAGUCACAACUUUUUUCCACGGCUAGUGCUUUGCAUGAAGAUGUCUUCACUUUUUUUCUUUAUCUUUUUCCUUUUCUGUUUUUGUUUUGUUUUGCUUUGCUUUUUUUCUUUUUCUUUUUCUUUCUGUGGAGGGGGGUUCCUUUACGACACAGGCCAUGCUUUGUUUGCCUAUUAGAGUCUGAUUCUUCGUUUUGCGGUUCACAAACCUAACGUCCAGUUUGAUACAUCAAAAGAAAUAUGUAUAUAUGUAUGUAUUUAUUUAUAUAGAUGUAUAAAUGCACAUAUAUACUAGUGGAAGUUGAGGAUGGAAGUAAGCUCUCAUGAAUUCCAUAUGAACUCCAAUUUGUUUACGUCAUUAGGCUGUAUUUUGGUUGUUUUGUAUUCCUGAGGAAAAGCCAUCCUUCCUUACAUAAGACAUGGAUAUAGUGUUAACCUUCCAACUUUGCAACACCUCUUGUUUUAGUUUUAGAUGCAGGCUCUUUUACGGUUACGACGAUGAAUCAUAAUCCGACGUAUCUACCAAACUCCCAAUUCGCUUUCAGUCUUCGGUCCUCAGGCGUUGAAGGUUUAGUGAUCACGUGCGAACCCUUUUGUCCGAAAGAUUCCGACGUUGUAUCACGGAUGUAACAAGAUGCAGAUCUAGCGUUAGGUGGGGUCGAAGGAAACAACGAUGCUAGACUCGAAUCUCUCAUGGUCGUAGGGUCGACUCGAUGCAUGCAUGCGCACUCCGCAGGUGCAACCAGCCAGUCAAUGCACCUCGUCGAUUGAUCCGGAAUCGUUGAUGGAUUUCUCUGCAGUCUGAAGUUUCCACUGCCACCCAUGCAGUGUUCUGGCGCUCGGGAUCGCUUUGAAGCCCACGGUCUACGAUUUAUGUUAGUGGUCUAGAGUAUCUGUAAGGCAAUGAAUAUAAUCCAGUUACAAGGGAAGGAUUCUGCCGUAUAGUCGUUUGUCCUGCGAGUCUCUGUCCGCCUCAAAUCAGUAACCUAGGAAGGAGAACUUGGGUGUCUAAUCACCAAUUUGCGGGCGAGGAUUCGAGAAUUCAGAGUCUAAGUCUAGCCGGAGUGGGAGUGAGAGAAGCGCGUCAGGAAUGCAAUUUCCCGCACGUAAUAAGCUUUCUUCAUGUAAGUUUGUUUCGAAGGGAGAUGCAUGAAGUAACAUCCGUUAAGACCCGUGCAUUCUUGGGGCGCUUUAGUCCCUUCUCGCUCGCAGUAGAUGUACACGAUAAUUGUAGUUUUCGUUAGAUGCACUCAUCCCCGGGUGCAUGGUUUUUAUGCCGCAGAAGUCCGAGGUACCGGCUUACUUUCAAACUAUCAAUUCAGGGUUUGAAGCUUCAGAACUAUGGAGAAUAGAAGCCGUGGAUUGCAGGAGCCAUUUUUGCAAUCGGAAUCCGAACCAUUGACUCAACAGGAACUUAUUUUAACAUUUGCGAAUGGUGUCACGAGGUCCGUCAGCAGACGUCACGAGAGCAUCUCUUGCACGCCGGAAUGGAUUUGGGGGGAGGUGCGGAAACAGCUUCACAUUGCAGGGCCCAUAGUCUGUGUGUCCAUGAUCCAGUACUUAUUGAUUGUGGUGUCACUCAUGUUCGUCGGUCACUUGGGGGAGUUGCAGUUGGCCAGCGCAGCGAUUGCAAGCUCCUUCGCCGGCGUGACGGGAUCGACCUUGCUUCAGGGCAUGGCCUCCGCCCUGGAAACUCUCUGUGGGCAAUCAUAUGGAGCGAAGCAGUACCACAUGCUGGGAAUUCACAUGCAACGCGCGAUGCUUGUUCUGUGGCUGGUGAGCGUGCCAAUCGCAGUGAUGAGGUGGAACAUGAACUCUUUGCUUCUAUAUCAGGGCCAAGACCUUGAGAUCGCAGAGAUGGCGGGCGAAUACGCACGAUACUUGGUGCCUACCCUUUUUGGACUAGCUACUUUACAGCCAUUGAUAAAAUUUCUCCUAACACAGAGCGUGGUGCUCCCCAUGGCUCUCAUGUCCGGUGCCACUUUAUCUGUACACAUCCCUCUCUUCUGGGUGUUGGUUUUUAAGCUGGGGUUUGGACACCGCAGUGCCGCGAUUGCCACCAGCAUAUCGACAUGGUUGAAUGUGGUGUUCCUAGGCUUAUAUGUGAAGUGUUCCUCAACGUGCAAGAGAACAUGGACAUCAUUCUCUGGGGAAGCAUUUCAUGAGCUUUCAACCUUCUGUAAACUUGCUGUCCCCUCUGCCAUCAUGAUCUGCCCCCAGUACUGGUCAUUUGAAGGUCUUGUCCUCCUGUCUGGGCCUCUGCCCAACCCCCAGCUGGAGACCUCCAGUCUGUCAAUCUGCUUCACAAGCGACUCUCUACUCUACAUGAUUCCUUUCGGCAUUGGCGCUUCCGCGAGCACUCGGGUAGGAAACGAGUUGGGCGCUGGGCGACCCCAAGCUGCCAAAGCCGCGGUGAUAGUGUCGGUGUCGAUGGGAAUGUAAUUCUAAAGAGAAUAUGAAAUCAUAAUUUAAACUUUUACAUUUAUUGAUUCUUUCAUUUCUAAUAACAAAAAUAAAUAAAUAAAUCUUUGAAAAGCAAGAUGAUUUAUAAAGAUAAGACUAAGCAAAAAUUAUGCAAUAACAAUGUACAUGUUAUCUUAAUGACUAAUUUAUAUUGUAAGAACUUAAGCAAGAACAUCCUCUAACAAAUGCUCUUCCUGGCCAGUUGUCAAUAUAUUUUGGAAAUUGGUAUUUCUACCCAAACUUUUAUUAUUUUCACCUAUCAUGGAACUACCAUCAUGAUAUAGUAGUUCUACUACAUAAGGAGUUACGAAUGGCAUGUUGCAUGUUGCAUUCACAAAGGUCUAUGAUUUCUAUCUCCUCUUUGCCUUCUUCAUUUUGCCCCAUGCCCUGAACCCUAAACCCCCCUAGAUUCACACUUCUUAGAAAUGGUUGUUAUAAUGAACCAUAGCCAACAAGUCUAAUUAAUCAUGUGGUCACAUGAAGGGUGGAAAUAGUAAAAAUGUGGAUGGAAAUGCCAAUUUCCUAUUUAUUUCUAAGGUUAACAAGAUUCCAAGACAAUGCCAAUACCCGGGGGCGAAUAAACAAGUCAUACGCGCUUAAACCCAGGUCGUCAAUCAGAAGGCGGGGGUCAUCGGGUUGUGACCGGGUGUCGAUCGGAACACCAGGCUCCGAAUGUGUCCCCGUCGAAAGCCCUAGAGAUUGUGCUCGCGGGGAUUGUUGUUGUAUUUGGAGCAUUCUUUCCGUGGAUUGUUGUUUGCAGGGGCGCACGAGGCGUGGGAAGACGU
Molecule: messenger RNA, 6159 nt
Organism: Physcomitrium patens
Lineage: Eukaryota; Viridiplantae; Streptophyta; Bryopsida; Funariales; Funariaceae
Source: RefSeq, a predicted model, not a curated record